AUGGAAGGCAACCAAGGCGGCCCAAGGGCGAUGGCCUCGACCUUCAGCUCAUCCUCGUCCGACGGCGACAGCCGCACUGCCCCACUCGACGGCCUCCGCGUCGUCGAGAUCGGCUCCUUCCUCGCCUGCCCGCUCACCGCGCGGCACCUCCUCGACCUCGGCGCGUCAGUCACGGCCGUGGUGCGACCAGAGUCCGCUCGGGGGCAGCGCGCUGAGCUGGCGUGGCGGCCAGAGACGACGAGGGCAUUGAGGAGUGGCAAGGACGUCGUGACCCUCGACCUCAAGUCGCCGGCCGGGCAGGAGGCGCUCGACGAGCUCUUCGUUGCGGCCGACGCUGUCGUCGUCGGCUUCGCUCCAGCGGUGUGCCGCCGGCUCCGCCUGACGGCCGAGCGGGUACAUGAGGUCAACCCUCGCGCCGUGCUUGCUCACCUGCCCGGCUUUGCGACGGGCGACGCGGAGCGGAGCAAGAUUGAGGCGUGGGAGGCGUCCAUCCUCGCAGAGGCCGGCGUCUUCCGAGACAUGGGCAUCAACCGCCAGCUCGCUGGCAAGCUCGCCUC
Molecule: messenger RNA, 557 nt
Organism: Emiliania huxleyi CCMP1516
Lineage: Eukaryota; Haptophyta; Isochrysidales; Noelaerhabdaceae
Exons: 1
Molecular function (GO): catalytic activity
Source: RefSeq, a predicted model, not a curated record